This is a messenger RNA of Panicum hallii, 1031 nucleotides long. Its product is annotated as probable E3 ubiquitin-protein ligase ATL44. The record is from RefSeq and is a predicted model, not a curated record. The coding region runs from base 1 to 834 and encodes 277 amino acids. Lineage: Eukaryota; Viridiplantae; Streptophyta; Magnoliopsida; Poales; Poaceae. Gene Ontology annotation, molecular function: ubiquitin protein ligase activity. The transcript has 3 exons. Gene Ontology annotation, biological process: protein ubiquitination.
AUGAGAAGGGUUCUAAGGCCUAUCGUGCUUAUGAUCCUAUCUCUGCUGAGCAGCUGGGUGACAUACUUACAAAGCCACUUGGAAGGCCAACUGAGCCAAACAGGCGCCACGUCGCCACCGAACUGCCUAGCGACCCGAGCGCCCCCCGCCCGCGCCCCGGCGGCCACUCACUCCACUGCCUGCGCGGCCACAGCCAACAGCAAGCGAGAAGAGAGAGCGGCGCAGCCAAGCCCAAGAAGCGACAUGGAUGCGGGCGGCGCGCUGGCGCCCGUGCUCCUCGCGGCCCUCUCCCUGCCGUGCGUCGUCGUCCUCCUCCUCCUCGCGCUCGGCAAGGCGGGCCUCCGCGUCGCGGCGGCCGCGGCCGCGCUCUGCGGGGCCAGGGGAAGGGGCGGGCACGCCUGGCCCACGCGCCCCGGCGGCGCUUCGGCCUACCACCCGGCCUCGGUGUUCCGCGACGACGACGAGCCGCCGCUGCCGCUCGAGUGCUGCGACCGCCUCGCCGUCGCGGUGUACCGGCGCGGCCAGCAGGGGCGGGCCGACGGCCCCGACCCGGAGUGCGUGUUCUGCCUGUCCGCGGUCGGCGACGGCGAGGAGGUGCGCGAGCUGCAGUGCCGCCACGUGUUCCACCGCGGCUGCCUCGACGCCUGGCUCGUCCGCCCGCGCGCCACCUGCCCGCUCUGCCGCGACCGCCUCCUCCCCGCGGACACACCCCGCCCCGCCCGCAGCGCCGACGCCGACACCACCGUCCACGGCUUCGAUUUCGGCGUCCACGGCGGCGGCUCGCUCUCCUCGUCCGUCCACGCCCACGGCGGCGCGCUCUGGCACAUGACGUGAACACAUCCCCUGCCUUCUUUUUGGUUGUUAUUACUUGUAGCUAAUCCAUGGUCCUCUUACGAUCGAGCUACUGCUAGCUCUGCUCGAUCGAUGGAUCAUCCGUCUCUUGUCCGACCGACGGUGCAUGCAGCUCUGUACUCUGUAGUGACCUGUAUCCCUCCUGGUAAAUACACCAGUCUUGCUGUUGCCGUGUCGUC